GACACCACCACCACCGCCGGUCCCGGUCCCGGUCCCGGUCCCCGCGCAGAUGUGGUGGAGCCGCCCGGUGUCCCAUCGGCGGGGGGGUCCGCUCCGCCGCACCCCGCGCUGAGCCGCCCGCAGCAGCACCCCCCCGCCCGGCGCCAUGCAUUCGCUGGACGAGCCGCUGGACCUCAAGCUGAGCAUCUCCAAAGUGCGGAGCGCCCGAGAGAAACGGGAACGCGGCCCCCCCGGACCACGGCCCCGCGCCGUUCCCCCCUCCGCCGCCGCCCCCCCGCCGGUCGGGGAGAGCCGGGGCUCCGCGCGGGGGGGGCGGCGGGCAGGGCCGGGCCCCGGGCUGUUGGCACACUCCAAAGCGCUGGAGAAGCGCUUCCCGGCCCUCCCCGUCAUGGACCUCAGCCUCUCGCCCCCCCCCGGCGUAGAGUCCCCGGGUGGCGGCAGCGCUUCGCUGUCCCCCGAGCGGCACAGUGACCCCCCCGUGCCCGCCCUCCCCCACGAUUUCCAGUCCCUGCGCUACAUCGACGGCAUCCCCGGCUCCUUCCAGUUCUUCCUGCCGCUGGGCGCGGGGGGGGCUCUGCACCUGCCCUCCUUCCUGCCCCCCCCCAAGGACAAACGCCUUUCCCCGGAGCUGCCCCUCCCCAAGCAGCUCGUCUGCCGCUGGUCCAAGUGCAACCAAUUCUUCGACCUCCUGCAAGACCUCGUGGACCACGUCAACGACUUCCACGUCAAACCCGAGAAGGACGCGGGGUAUUGCUGCCACUGGGAGGGCUGUGCUCGCCACGGCCGCGGCUUCAACGCCAGGUACAAGAUGCUGAUCCACAUCCGGACGCACACCAACGAGAAGCCGCACCGCUGCCCCACCUGCAACAAGAGCUUCUCUCGCCUGGAGAACCUGAAGAUCCACAACCGCUCGCACACCGGCGAGAAGCCCUACAUCUGCCCCUACGAAGGCUGCAACAAACGCUACUCCAACUCCAGCGACCGCUUCAAGCACACCCGCACGCACUACGUGGAGAAGCCCUACUACUGCAAGAUGCCGGGCUGCCACAAGCGCUACACGGACCCCAGCUCGCUCCGCAAGCACAUCAAAGCCCACGGGCACUUCGUGUCCCACGAGCACCACGAGAUGCUGAAGGCCCACGCGCCCCCCAAGGGCUCUGCGGACGCACCCUACGCCAACGGGGCGCAGCUCCUCCUGCCCAACCCCGCCGCCCUCUUUGCCCCCCACGCGCUGCCCGCUCUGCCCCUCCCGCUGGCUCCGGCCCCCCUCGACCUGAGCGCUCUGGGCUGUGGGGCCGGGGGUUCGCUGCCCGCCCUGCCCGGCCCCGCGCUGCCCCUCAACGGCCCGCUGAACUUGGCCAAGGGUCCGCUGCUGCCGUCGCCCUUCGCGGCCGGCGGCCUGGGGCUGCCCGUCAUGUCGCUGCUGGCCGGCGGGGCGAAGGCUGAGGCCGACGAGGCCGAGGGGCGGAAGGGCGGCAAGGAGGGCCGCAAGGCGGGCGGCCGACGGACGGAGCCGGGCCGCCUGAGGGUCCCCCCCGAGAGCCUGGCGCUGCUGCCGGGGGCCGUGCUCGACCUCUCGACGGGGGUGGGCGCGGCGGGCAGCCCCCCCGAGGCGCUGCCGCCCGGCUGGGUGGUCAUCCCGCCCGGCUCCCUGCUGCUCAAGCCGGCCGUGGUGAAUUGAGGGCUGGGGAGGGGGGGGGAGGCAGGCCGAGACCCUGGCGUCACCCCCAGCAUCGCCCCAGGCCCCGGCUUGCGGCCACGUUAACCUUCACGAAAGAAGAACGGACUCUUCUGAGAAUAGCAAUAAUCCCUCGGCGACCCCACGCUGCCGCCCCGGCUCUGGGGGGGGUGCGCCUGGGGGCUCUGCCCCGCGCCGGGCAGCGGAGACGCCGCUAUUUAUUUAUCGCCCAGACCCCCGCGCCGACGGAGCCCCGCUCGGGCUCUUCGCUCUCGCUGACUUGGCGUCUCCCUGCCCCGGGCCUCGGCCCCAACGCUGCCGGCUUGGGGACCCCCAGCUCCACGGCCGGGCCGCCCCGUGCCGCCACCCCGGCCACCCCCGUGACAAGGCACACGGCCGCGUGUGCCGCUCGCCGUGCCGGCUCCGCACCGGGGCAGAGCCACCGCGUUUAGCUACGUUCAUACCUAAGCAUGUACCGCAAGCGCACGCAGGCAGCGCGGGCAGGGCUGCGGGCAGCUGCGCGUCGGCACCGGGCGGCUCAGCGCUGCUCAGCUCUGCGCCCGCGUUUCCAGACGAGCACCCGGAGCCGUGGGGCGACGCUGACGCAGGCUGGGCUCUGCGCUGCCGGACCCCAUCCCGGCAAGAGGGAGAGGUUGGGCGCAGCUGGGUACGCGGGGCCCCGCCCAGCGGCACCGAGAGGCAGGAGCCUCGGAGACGGGGGACCCCGCAGAGGUGCCCCAGGGCUCCAUCCCUGCUCCCGCAGCCCGGACCCUCCUUUUCUGCGGGACCGCCCUCCAGCACGGGGCACAGCCGCCUCCCUCGCCCCGGUGCGCGCAGAAGGUCCUCCGUACCUCGCCCUGCCCACAGCUUUCUCUGAACCGAGGGUCUCCCUGACCCCGACCCGGCUGCAGGGCUCGGGAAGGGCCCCCGGCAGUACGCCCCGCGGGGAGCAGGUCUCCCCACGUCACUGUCCUCGGGCCGGGGUGCGGCGGCCGCCCGGCACUGCCACAGCAUGGCAUUUGCCAUCGACCAGGCCUCCCCGGCCGGUGUACGUUUUCUUGUUCAUUUGUUGGUUUGUUAUUGCACAUUCCAGGUCAUCAGUAUUUUAACGGUCUCUAAGUGCCUUUCUAUUGUAGUUUCUGGGUUGUUUUUAUUUUCCUCCUGUUGGGCUCCAUCGCUGUUAGCAUAGAGUUUAAGGACUACAGAAGCAAGAGAUAAGCUAACGAUUAUAACACUAUAUUCCUCCAUGGGAGAGGAAGUUUAUUAAGAAAACAAUAAAGUGAAGUUGAAGUAA
Messenger RNA from Tympanuchus pallidicinctus (lesser prairie-chicken), 2972 nucleotides. It is a transcript of the gene GLIS2, whose product is annotated as GLIS family zinc finger 2. Gene Ontology annotation, cellular component: nucleus. Gene Ontology annotation, molecular function: RNA polymerase II cis-regulatory region sequence-specific DNA binding; DNA-binding transcription factor activity, RNA polymerase II-specific. Gene Ontology annotation, biological process: regulation of transcription by RNA polymerase II; smoothened signaling pathway. The record is from RefSeq and is a predicted model, not a curated record. The transcript is spliced from 6 exons. NCBI's taxonomy places the organism in Eukaryota, Metazoa, Chordata, Aves, Galliformes, Phasianidae. Bases 146 to 1681 code for a protein of 511 amino acids.